AAAAAUAUUUUUUAUUUUUAUUGUAAGAACAUGUUAGCAACUACAGCACCAAACUCUUUAGUUAUGAACCCAACUUCAAUGUUAGUAGAGAUGAAAAGCUUCAUUCCUUCUUCAUAUACUUUCGAAACAGAAAUCCAGAAGAUAAAGCAAGAACUUCUCCAAGGAGAUUUAGACUGUAGUGCGAAAGAUGAAACAAAUGAACAAUAUCUUUAUGAAAUGCAGGAUAUUAUUGACCAUCUACCUAAACUUCCUGAAAUACAACAACAAAAGCUUACUA
This is a messenger RNA of Trichomonas vaginalis G3, 277 nucleotides long. RefSeq names its product organellar and viral DNA polymerase type B. The transcript has a single exon. The record is from RefSeq and is a predicted model, not a curated record. NCBI's taxonomy places the organism in Eukaryota, Parabasalia, Trichomonadida, Trichomonadidae. The annotation marks the transcript as partial.